Ricinus communis (castor bean) is the source of this 2110-nucleotide messenger RNA. RefSeq names its product protein DETOXIFICATION 24. Bases 193 to 1647 code for a protein of 484 amino acids. Gene Ontology annotation, biological process: xenobiotic detoxification by transmembrane export across the plasma membrane. Gene Ontology annotation, molecular function: xenobiotic transmembrane transporter activity; antiporter activity. NCBI's taxonomy places the organism in Eukaryota, Viridiplantae, Streptophyta, Magnoliopsida, Malpighiales, Euphorbiaceae. The transcript has 8 exons. The record is from RefSeq and is a predicted model, not a curated record. Gene Ontology annotation, cellular component: membrane.
GAUAUCUUUAAUAGAUUGAGAAUUAGAUAUGAUCCAUGAGUGAAAUAGAAAAUAGGAAAAAGAAAUCUUCUAUUGUUCUUUUUCUUUAUAGCUUCUUUCCUUGGGAGGGAGUAUCCUUCUUCUUACAUGGUCUACUUAAUAUAUAUGUGAUAUCUUAUUUCUGUUGUUUAUUAUAGAUAUAGAAACAAAGGAAUGGAUCAUCAAGAAAGGCUUCUUGAACCAGAAGAAAGAGAUGUUAGCCAUGAUUUGAAAUGGAGAAUUUGGGAGGAAAACAAGAAGAUAUGGAGGGUUGGAUUUCCUGCUACGUUAGCUAGAACAACACAAUAUGGAAUGUUUGUAGUAACACAAGCAUUCAUUGGACAUAUUGGAGAACUUGAUCUUGCAGGUUAUGCACUUAUACAAAUCAUUGCCGUCCGCUUUGCUAAUGGGAUUUUGCUAGGGAUGUCUAGUGCGACAGAAACUCUAUGUGGACAAGCAUUUGGAGCAAAACAAUAUCACAUGAUGGGGAUCUACUUGCAAAGAUCAUGCAUCGUUAAUUUUGUGACUGCAACAAUCUUGCUUCCUGUCUUCAUCUUCUCAGCACAAAUCUUCAGAUUACUCGGCGAAGAAGAAGAAAUAGCGAAUAUGGCUGGAUAUAUCUGCUUGUGGUUUAUUCCCAUUCUCUACUUCUUUGCCUUAGCUUUUACUCUCCAAAAGUACUUACAAACUCAGCUCAAGAACAGGAUUGUCGGGUGGCUCUCUGCUGCCUCAUUUGUACUUCAUGUGCUUUUAUCAUGGAUUUUCGUGAGCAAAUUAAACUGGGGAAUUCCUGGAGCAAUGAGUGCUAUGGGUAUAUCAAGUUGGUCGAUAGUAUUCGGAACCAUAGUAUAUGUCACCGGUGGUUGGUGUCCUGAUACAUGGAAUGGAUUCAGUUCAGCUGCCUUCUCUGAUUUAGUUCCUAUGAUAAAGCUCUCAAUAUCUUCGGGUGUGAUGCUUUGCUUGGAGUUUUGGUACAAUGCUGUUUUAGUCCUCUUAGCAGGGUACAUGAAGAAUGCUACAACUGAAGUAUCUGCUCUGUCCAUUUGCCUCAAUGUCUCAGGCUGGGAAUUUAUGCUAUGCUUUGGCUUCUUAGCUUCUUCCAGCGUGCGAGUUGCCAAUGAAUUGGGAAGAGGGGAUGCUAAAGCAGCAAAAUUUGCAAUUAAAGUCAUCUUCACCGAAUCAAUGUGUACGGGGAUUCUAUUUUUUGUUCUGUGUUUAGCAUUAGACCGCCAAAUUGCCAGAGUAUUCACAGAUGAAGAAAAUGUGAUUGAGGCUGUGUCCCAGCUUUCUGUUCUACUUGCCUUCUCUGUUCUACUCAAUAGCUUUCAGGCAGUAUUUACAGGGGCGGCAGUGGGUGCUGGUCGACAGAGUACAGUUGCAUACAUUAACAUCUGCAGCUAUUACAUAAUUGGUGUGCCUAUCGGUGUUGUUCUUGGAUAUGUGGCUAAACUGGAAAUUAAGGGUAUAUGGAUUGGAAUGGUAAUUGGAGUUGUAAUGCAAGUUAUGGUACUCGGUUACAUUACAUUCAGAACUAAUUGGGACGAACAGGUGAAAAAAGCUUCGGAACGUCUUAAUCGUUGGCUAUUAGAACCAUCAGAUGAAUCUAUUAACGAGAAUGGAAUCAGAUAAAUAUCAAGUAGACUAUUAUUUGUGGAAAAGAAACUAGGAUAUUUUGAUUAAGAUUCUUUAGUAACCAAUCAAUCUUCUUGAUGAGAAUUUCGUUAACAUAAAACCAUAUAAUUUCCUAAUAAUUAUACGGUGGACUGUUCUUUUCCAUUCUAUAUCUACUGUAACCUGAGGCGGACAUCGAUGUCGGAACCCACCAUAUCAUAACAGUCUCCUUUCUUCGGGCAUUGGGUAGACAUUUUAACUUACAAGGCCUGGCCUCGACGCUCUACCAUUUUGGGAUGGCUUUUGUAGAAAAUAAUGAAACUGAACAAAAUAGUAAGAACUGAAUUGCAAUCUUUUAGUAGGUCUGGACUGUUUAGGAGGAUUAUUUACUACUUCCUGUUAAUAAACCACGAGUACUAGGUACAAAAUGUAUUGUCAAUCGUGACAACUUCAUCUUUUAUUAUUCCUAUCACCUUAAUUA